Molecule: messenger RNA, 531 nt
Organism: Sipha flava (yellow sugarcane aphid)
Lineage: Eukaryota; Metazoa; Arthropoda; Insecta; Hemiptera; Aphididae
Exons: 3
Coding region: 1-531 (176 amino acids)
Source: RefSeq, a predicted model, not a curated record
AUGCAAAGUCAACGAUGGAUAUUCACGUCACCCGGCGGAGAAGACGAGUAUAAGAAACCAUCGAUCGCUCGACAACAUUACGGAGACACAAUAGCCUUAAAGACGAAACAGAAAAUGGAAAAAAAAGAAACAGAAAAUGAAAAAAAGAGACGGGAAUUUGAAAGAUGUACGUGGGAAAAAAUGACGGAGAAAGUGUUGGACCAGAUGAAAGAAGACCAAAAUAAACUUAAAAAACUACGAGAUGCUCAAGUAAAAGGAAGUUUGUACGGAGAUUCAUAUGUUAAGCCCGGAUUUAAAGUGAAAGAAUUGGGCACCGUUAUUGACGACGAACUUGUAAAAAAAUACCCUCUUUACAUGGAUCCCAGCAAAUCAACCUACUUAAUGAAUAUCUUUUACAAAACAAAAGCAAGAACUGGCGGACAUAGGUCCUAUGAAACAAUGUUCCGAAGAAACAACCAGUUCACUAGUCGUCUGAGCGAUCCGAACGACAUUCACGCUCCGGUCGGUCCUGGUCAUUUCGCAUACAUCUAA